AUGUACAGCCUCAAGUUGGAUCCUUUAGAGAUCCCCGAAAUUGUUUCGCUUGUUGGUGACUUCCUCUCCCAAGCUGACCUUGUCAAAUGUCUUCGCAUCCCCAAAACAUUCUACAAUGCACUUGUCAGCCUCGUUUGGAAAAAGGUCAUCAUUAGCUAUAGCCCAUGCCACGCUAUGAAAGCACUGAAGAAACACAAGGAGACCAUUGAACUUGAUUCUAUCCAGUUAGAUAUAAGAGAUGAUGAAGUCGAUCUAUUCUUUCAACUCUGUAAGAGGCUGCGGUGCUUGGAUAUGGAGGACACAAACCUCGCUCGGCUUCCUCUCAACUUCUUGGAUGACGACACGGAUACAUUCAUUUUUCCAAAUGUAACUGCAUUACGCUGCGAGCACGUUGCUAUAUCCAAGGCCCCGUAUCCACAUACGCCCUGGUAUUGCCUCGGCAUGUGGAUUAGGAGGCGCCCAGGACUAAGAUCAUUGGAUUCUGAGAUUAAGGACAAGGAUAUGGCAGCGAUUCUCAGGCGGAUGACUGCACUAAGACGGCUACAUGUCUCCAGAUGUGAGGUAGGCCCGUUCACUAUGCGAGAAUCACUAGUGGGUGAUCAGGAGGCUUGGGAUCAUGGACAGGAAGUACGCAAACUCUGCGAUACAAUUGAGGCACUGGAACUCAAUACACAAAGCGCAGUACCUGAUAGAAUGCAGGUCUUUCUUGAGAGGAGCUAGGGAAGCUGGCUCGAUCACAGUUUCCUGAAGAGGCUGCAUUAUUUUUAAACCUCUACCGCGAUAAGCAUCGGCAGAUGCAACCUGAGGAUGCGGCGUGGAUUGUAAGCAAUGGGCCGAAUAUUAAAGUGUUCUGCGUUGUGGAUCACAAUCUAGAUACACUCAAGCUCGUG
Molecule: messenger RNA, 890 nt
Organism: Lobosporangium transversale
Lineage: Eukaryota; Fungi; Mortierellomycota; Mortierellomycetes; Mortierellales; Mortierellaceae
Exons: 3
Coding region: 1-720 (239 amino acids)
Source: RefSeq, a predicted model, not a curated record